GCAUUUAAUUAAGGUGUGAAUAUAUUCUCACUGUAAUGUAUGUAUAAUAUAUUCAGGAUACCAAGAUAUUCUCACUGUAAUGUAUGUGUAAUAUAUUCAAGACACCAAGAUAUUCUCACUGUAAUGUAUGUGUAAUAUAUUCAAGACACCAAGAUAUUCUCACUGUAAUGUAUGUGUAAUAUAUUCAGGAUACCAAGAUAUUCUCCACUGAGGAUCUUGGAAAACUACCAAGUUCUCUAGGGGGAGGUAAUCUGACAACUUACAAGGAGCUGUGUUCCCUGGCCAGUGACAUGGGGCAACCAGAGAUGAUAUACCAGUUUAUGCACCUGUCUAAUCACAGCAGUAUAUGGAGUGAUAGAAUUGGAGCGGCGUUUGGAGUGGGAAACCUGGUGAAGUGUGCUGGGAAGGAGUUGGAACCUUAUCUCGCUAAUAUCAUACCUAGGAUAUACAGGUACCAGUACGACCCCAAUCUGAAAGUGCAGCAGUCGAUGAGUAAUAUCUGGAGUGUAAUGGUGUCUAAACCAAAGGAGACAGUAGACAAGUACCUGAAAGAGAUAAUAGCAGAUCUGAAGACUAAUAUUCACAGUCGCAUGUGGAGAACUAGAGAAUCUUGUUCUAAUGCUCUAGGUGACUUAGUAAGAACCAGAACACACGAUGAUGUGAUAUUAUCUGAGAUGCCAGAGUUCUGGCUUCUUGUUCUAAAACUAAUGGACGAUAUCAAAGAUAGCGUCAGAAAGAGUGCCGCUAAAACUGCAGAGGUACUGAGUAAAGCUAGCGUGUCUGUGUGUAAAAUUGAGCACGGUGCGCGCGGUGCACGUGCAAUAUCCACCAUCCUUCCUAUUCUACUUGACAACGGGAUCACCUCCUCUUUGGUAGAAUUGCAGACAAUUGCCAUAGUAACUGUAAUGAAGAUAAGUGAGAAUGCAGGAAAACUGCUCUCCCCUCAUGUACAUGUGAUCAUACCCGCGUUUAUUGCUGCCUCUGCAAACAUUGAACCCAAAGCUUUUGGUCAAGUAACCACUAUGGUGUCGGGGAGUACGGAGGAUAAAGAUAAGCUGGAAGCUGCACGUGCAGCAUUAGCGAUCAGCUCGCCCCUAGUCGCUGUUAUAGAUAAAUGUAUAAGGUGUGCUGACGAUUCACAACUGGAAAUACUGGUCCCCACUGUGUCCUCCCUCGCUAAGAGCACUGUCGGGCUCACUCCCAGAAUAACAUUACUCCAUACUGUGUCCCUCCUAGCUGUCUACAAACAACAGGACCUGACUAAGUGGGUUGGCAAGCUGAUGGGGGCGAUGUUUACUGUUUUGCUGGACAGAAGUCCUGCCGUCAGAGAUAAAUGUGCUGCUACUGUCGCUGUUCUUAUUAGGUACGCUAAGCCCAGUACAGUAGAUAACGUAUUGGAUAAGCUCCGUGGCUGGUAUCUGGAGAAAGAUGACACUGUAAGACAGCUGGUUGCCAUGGUGAUGAACAAGAUAACGAACACUGCUCCGGACGUUUUGAGAACAGUGCACAGUGCUGUAGUGCCGAUAACACUGUUUGGUAAGCACAGUAAGGAGGAGACGGAGAGAGCACAGUGGGAGAUGGUUUGGUUGGAGCUAGGAGUCAGUGAUCAGUCUGUUAUCCUCCUCUACCUCUCUGAUAUCUCCUCUCUUUGUUCCCUCUCACUACAGUCCACCAGCUGGACUAACAGGAUACAAGCUGCUGAUACUCUGGGAACUGUAGCUACCGUCCUGGGUCCCAGUUAUCCUCCUCUACAGAUCCCUCCUAAUGUGGACCUGCUGCUCGCUGCUACUGCUGCCAGAACAUUCCCCGGUAAAUCAGCCAUCUUGUCUGCUCUGGCCAAGACUCUUACCUCCCCUAAACGGAGCAAAGUCUCGGAUCUGGGGGUGGAGGAAGAGAAAGUGGUGUCAGUGUUCCUGAGGGAGUGCAGGAAGAAGGACAGCGAGUACGUGAGUCAGGUGAUGCGGUCUCUGGGGGACGUGUUGUUAGGGGUGGAGGUGACUGACUGUUGGAAGGAGGUGUGGGAAAUAUGCUCUGCUUACUUGAUACCUCUCCCAGAGGAUGAGGAGGAGGAGGGGGAGGAGAAGAAGGAGAAGAGGAAGAAGACGGAGACCUUCACCAUACAGAGCCUUCCUCAGGAGUCAGCUGUGUUACUGUUGGGCGUGGGAUGGAGGGUCUGCCAAAACAAGUCCGAUAAGAUUGUGGAGCUGUGCGAGUUCCUGGCUGGGAACAUGAGGAUCUGCACGUGGAAGAUACAGAUAACAAUGCUGUGCUCGCUUCAACACGUGCUGCAAACAUUGGACACGAGCCAAGAACACUCCACGGAGGAGCUGAGGAGGAGUGUGUACCAGGCAGCAAUACCGGGUGUGCUGAGAUGUGUGGACGACACUAAACACACCUCUGUGAGAAGCCUGGCGCUGAAACUGACCGCUCUUAUCUUCAACUCCUGUAAAACUGAAGGAGUAGUUGUGGGCACUGAGAUUGUUAAGAACGUGUUAUUGCAUGUUAGGGAUCAGGUGAGUUUGGAGGGGAACCAGAACUUGAAAUCUCAGGGUAUUGAAAUCGUGAGUUUACUUGAGAAACAUUUCGUGGCCAGUUGAAUCUAAGAAGGCCAUAAUUUACCAUAAAUAUAAUCUAUGAAAUAUAUUUACACCUGACAUUUAUAAAUACCAGAAACGUUCGUAUACAGUGCGCUAAAUUAGUAAAGUAGUAAGAGCCUAUAUAGUGUGUAGUAGUUCUCAUUAAAUGUUACUGAGAUUCUCGGUUUUACUUAACUUGCUUUGUUUGGUUUAUUACAUCAGUUUUUCAAUUUGAUAUUUAAUACAAUAAUUUGUUUACAUUAAAAUACUAAAUUAAUACAGUAUAGCUGUAGACAACCAUCUCUUUAAUUUGCCCCACGUGCUCCGCGUGUGGAAAGGAAAAUUAGAAAUUCAACUUGUCAACAGCAUAAUUGAUAAUAUAAUAUGUGAUAUAUUUGAUACUGUUAUCCAUUAUCACUGUCCCAAACGCACUUCAAAACCUUUAAACAGUCAUAUUGCUCAACUCUAUGGACUUAAUUUUUCUCUUAUUUGUUUUCUAUUAUUUUCAUCAAAAUGUGACCAAAAAUGUAAAUAACAUUGACCAAAAAUGUAAAUAGCAUAAACAUUAAAUUUACUGGGGACCACCUGCCCCACGCCAUGUGGUCUGCGACGCACAAGUGCGUGGCUGCGGCUUUUGUUAAAUCGCUCCUAAAUUGUAUGCCUACAAUGGAAACCUUCGCGCGUCUCCAGUCUCCGGACGUCCGAAAAUUUUUGCAAUUUAGCAAAAAAAGUUCCAUUUAUUUCAAAUCUUUGAAUUUUAUUUUAACUCUUUGAAUUUUAUUAUUUAUG
Messenger RNA from Bolinopsis microptera, 3365 nucleotides. RefSeq names its product proteasome adapter and scaffold protein ECM29-like. Gene Ontology annotation, cellular component: nucleus; cytoplasm. Gene Ontology annotation, molecular function: molecular adaptor activity. NCBI's taxonomy places the organism in Eukaryota, Metazoa, Ctenophora, Tentaculata, Lobata, Bolinopsidae. Bases 291 to 2597 code for a protein of 768 amino acids. The transcript is spliced from 8 exons. The record is from RefSeq and is a predicted model, not a curated record.